AUGAAGCCCGACUCCGUACACUCUUCUUCCUCAAGUUGUACAAUAUCUACGGGUGCCUGUGCUUCUCCGGCUAGAAGGGAUCCUCUACGUUGCCAGUCCAAUGCUAUUAUUUCCACAAACCUCAUCAGUGACACAAUGCUAAAUGCUGCGAAUGCAGCGAAUGGCAAUGACUCGACUAGUAACAUCCCGGUGAAACAAGACAGUGCGAAUGCAAAUGCGACUGAAGAUAAAGACGAGACCGCUAUAAAGAUGGACGAAACGAAUACUGGUGAAAAUAUUGACAAUGAAACGCAUCCUGCAGAAGCAGGAAGUUGCCAGCAGAGAGUUUCGAAUCAGCAUGUCAAGACUGAAUCUCAAAUCAAACAGGAUGGCACAAAUAUUGAGAAAUAA
Cylindrotheca closterium is the source of this 390-nucleotide messenger RNA. The record is from the annotation of a GenBank genome assembly. Lineage: Eukaryota; Bacillariophyta; Bacillariophyceae; Bacillariales; Bacillariaceae.